AUGACCACAUUUUCUAAAGACCAAGUACACCUUGAUCGACCUAGAUCUAGCUCAUCGUUCCGUACUUCUCAUCAUAUACCCUCGACAUCGACGACAACCGCCGCGCGGGAGAGCUCUACUGUAUCCCCGAGAACACCCUUGCCUCGCUCGUCAUUCAGACCUGAUCUGCCAAAACACCAAUACGAUCCUCUCCCGUCCAUCGGGAUCGAGGAUGGAGACGAGCAGAAUCAAGGGGAAACGCGUUUGAGAAGGAGACAGAGUCUUGAAAGGACCCGUUCAUGGGCUGAAGAAGUCGGAAGAAAUAGAAAGAAAUCAGAGAAGAUAAGUAAAGAAAGACAGCCACUGGUAGCAGAUCAUUUGAUCACCCCUUAUGGUCAACCGUUCUGGUCAGUAUCAUCUGAUGUGAUAGAUUCCCUGGUAGAAGCUUGUGGUUCAUCCACGUCGGAGUUAUCUCAUCUACCAAGCGCAGCAAAAGUCAUAGCCGCCAAUAAGAGAAGGAGUUACCGUAUUGACACCGAUUCUGAAGGGGGGAAAAGUGAAGAAGAGGAAGAAUGGUGGAAUGAAGAUGUCUAUCGUCAAAGGGAAAACGGCAGAUCGUCCAACACGUUGGACGUCAUCCAACCUAGAAAAAGCACGAGGUCGGAACGUAGAAGGAAGACAAGUGACGUAGAUAAGGGUCAGCGAUUCAAAUUGAUGUCUAUGGAAUAUCCUUCUGAGCUACCCAGACGAGAAUCAUCCUCCUCCUCAUCACUUCCAAUCAGCCCUUUGAACCCAGCAACCCCACCAGCAUCAGUCAAGCAGCCAGCCACGUCUAUCAUGUCGAUAGAAGAUAUAAUCAAGAAGCAUUCACCUAGAGUGACUAUAGCCGAAAAUGCUGUCAAAACAAGAGCAAAGAAGGAGAUCGAGGAGGUUCGACCUACGUUGGAAUGUAUGGUACCAAUGCAGAAACGACCGAACCAGGUUGUUCAGUCGUCAAAACCUUGCGCUGGACAAACGACCGCAGUCGAAGUCUCCAGGAGACAUGGACUUACCGAAAAGGGAUCAGAGACUAGCAAAGUGUCGGUCAUCCCUUCAUUGCAGCCUAUGCGUCCUACGCCAAACCCAACAAAUAGUCUACUGAAUAUGAAACCAAUCCUCCGUCCAUCACUGUUAUCCCAGCCUUCCUCUGAUCGAGGUAAGGGAGGGGUCUCUUACAGUCCGUUGGAACGAAACAGGACCAGUGAAAAAUCGUUGUCUAGAGAGAUGGAAAUAACGACCGCUCUAUUGGAUCAGUUGGGUCAGCUUGAGCAGAAUGCAAGUGGAUCACUACGAUCUUCUACGCCAUGCUCCUCCAGACGAAUCAGCUUUCAGACAUCUCCUGCUCACACGCAACGCCUUCAAUCGUGCACUACUACCUUCACGCCUACGAAGAAUGCUAAGCUGUCCAAAAGGAAAAGUUUGCCUGAAUCAGUCAUACUGUCAGCUCAAGCCGAAGCUACGUCUUUGAAACACGCUGUUUAUUUGCGUUCGAUUCACCUCAAUAUGAUCAUCAACCUGCCAAAACCAUACCCUGAAACCCCACUUUGCGUUUCUUUGGCUGAAAUAGGCAAUCCAUCCGGUCAUCCAGUGGUGAUCUUCCUGGGCUUGGGUUGCGUCAGGUAUUUGAUAGCUUUAUUCGAUGAUAUAGCACGAGCUUUCAAUUUGAGGCUGAUAUGUAUCGAUAGAUGGGGGUUCGGAAAGACAGAUCAAGUAUCACUCGAGAAAAGAAAAGUGAAAGAUUGGUCCGAUGUAGUGGAACGUGUCUUGGACCAGAUUGGAGUAAAAGGUUUUCAGGUUUUAGCUCACAGCGCUGGUGCACCAUAUGCUCUUGCGACUGCUUUGAAGAUGAGAGAUAGGAUAAAGGGGAAAGUCCAUUUGCUGUCACCUUGGGUAAACGCCGAUAUUGAUGGAGGUUAUAAAUGGCUCAAAUAUGUUCCCAAUAAAGUCAUCAAGUCGGCCACGGCAGCUGAAUGGAAAUUACAAUCCUAUCUGAUUGGUAAACCACCCCCGUUGAAUCAUAAACCAAUUUCAUAUGAUGCUACCUUACCAGUAUCAAACUACUCCCGUCCGUUGGCCACUGCGUCAUCAACCGACAAGCAAAUGGCGGGAACGUUGAAAAGAAAUUCGAUGACCAAACCAGAUUCCUCUCAGAAACAGCGAGGUCUUGUUAGGAGAGCUUCGAAAAUUCUCAGCCGCAGACCCCUUGAUAAUUUCUGGGAUAAUGAAACUUUCGCUCACGCGGACCAAUCUCGUUCAUCAUUGGCCAACCCUGCUGACGACUGUGCAAAGUCGUAUGAAGCUUCCUCAGUAUCAACCACACAAGCCCAGAAAAUCACUUCCUCCGUCCAACAGACAAGGUCACAUUCCCAAAACUCAAUCAUAUCUGUCGAUAGCUCUGUGCAGACAGAUCUGAAGACUCCUGUGUCGAAGAGCUCUUGCGACGAAACCCCACCUUGGUCAUCAUUCGAACUUGGCAAGAUGCCCACAGUGGUAAAAGAAGUUGGUUCUGGCUCAUUUGCUACUGAACUUUACGAAUUGAACGCAUCCUCACUCGACACUCAGUGCAUUACUACCCCUGCCAUACAUUCAACGUUGCUUCGGACCAAUUCAUAUCCAUCUUGUACAUCGCUGCCUACGGGCGUCACGAGAGCGCUCGCUCCCACUGGAGAGGCAUUCACCGCAGCUUUAACUCAAGCUUCUCAUGCCGAAUGUGAGCCAGGAACAACCGCUGAUUUGCUGUCAAUCAUCCUGAACAGGGAGCCAAACCCGUGGGGUUUCAAUUAUACGGAUUACACAGGUUCUGUUAAGAUUUGGUAUGGCUCUGAGGAUGAUAAGAUAUCCGAAAAGAGUAUGAGAUGGAUGGAGAGAUCGAUGGAAGACGUUGAACUGAUUAUCAGACAAGGAGAGGGUCACAAUUUGCUGACCUCUGUGAGAACGAUGUGGGAGGUGUUUGAAAGCUUGAGCAAAGAAGCGAAGUCUGAUGCCACUAUGUAA
Molecule: messenger RNA, 3012 nt
Organism: Kwoniella shivajii
Lineage: Eukaryota; Fungi; Basidiomycota; Tremellomycetes; Tremellales; Cryptococcaceae
Exons: 3
Coding region: 1-3012 (1003 amino acids)
Source: RefSeq, a predicted model, not a curated record